Messenger RNA from Paramecium octaurelia, 214 nucleotides. The record is from the annotation of a GenBank genome assembly. NCBI's taxonomy places the organism in Eukaryota, Ciliophora, Oligohymenophorea, Peniculida, Parameciidae.
AUGAUUGAAAAUAAUGGUAUUAAUUAUCUAUUAUUAUUUAGUUUCAUCGAUUAUCACUAUUCUUCUAAUAUCGCAAUAGCUUAUAUUUUAAUCUUAAGGAGCUCUAAUUUUGAGAGGAGAAUUUAGUAAUCAAUCGAGCAUCAACUUGAGGACAUUCUUUCAAUAAAGAGGAAGUAUCAUUUUAGAGAAUGAAAUGGAAUUAUAAAAACGAUGA